Penicillium argentinense is the source of this 447-nucleotide messenger RNA. RefSeq lists its product as uncharacterized. The coding region runs from base 1 to 447 and encodes 148 amino acids. NCBI's taxonomy places the organism in Eukaryota, Fungi, Ascomycota, Eurotiomycetes, Eurotiales, Aspergillaceae. The transcript has a single exon. The record is from RefSeq and is a predicted model, not a curated record.
AUGGUCCGCAACGAGCAGCAAAACCCCCACCAAGGCGGCAGCCUCUUCGACAUGGCCGCAAAAGGCACCUCAAUUCCUAACGACGCGGGCAAGAUGAACACAAUCCCCUCCGUCCCGCGCCCCGAUCAGCGCUCCGAACACUUUCUCUACGAUAACGAGGGCAUCGCCCAACCCAACCCCGCAACCGCCGCAGACAACGCCACCGACCUGCCACGCUCAACUCGCGAUGUAGGACAAUCUGGCGAAGUGAUCAGUGGCACUGGCAACACCAUCCCCGCCAGCAUUGAGUCCAAGCGAGCCUACAUGGGCACGAAUGUCCCUGGUGCCCCUGGAGACUCCCGGGAUCAGAAGCAUCACCGUCAGAACCGUGGUGCUUUUGAGCGGUAUGCGAAGGAAGAUGAGGACUCGCAGGAGCAUGUUGGUUUGCAUCAGGGUCGCAAUGAAUAA